GUCCCGCAUGGACGUCAUUUAUAAAUUCUUCUCAAUCUAUUUUAUUUUACGAAAUUUAAGGAAAUUCGGAAGCCGAUCUAUUGCCUAUAUAAAGGAUAAACUGCACUAAUUCUCGUAUUUAAAGUAAUUUCUAUUUUUGCUUUACUGUACAAGGCCAUCAGGUUAUUAUGUUACUCAACAAAACCAGGUUGGUGGGUUACACGAAUCGGUCUCGGAAGAGCAAUAUGGAGGGUAACCCCACGUCAGAUAUCGUUAUCCUGAGCGGCAAUUCGCACCCGGAGCUCGCCGAUCUCAUCGCCAACCGCCUGGGUGUUCGCAAAGGAGGAUGUUCAGUGUAUCAUAAGACCAAUAGAGAGACCAUUGUAGAGAUUUCAGAUUCUAUCCGUGGAAAGAAUAUCUACAUAGUCCAGACUGGGACAAAAGAUGUCAACAACAAUAUAAUGGAACUCUUGAUCAUGGCAUAUGCCUGCAAGACCUCUUCAGCCCGAUCCAUUGUUGGAGUCAUUCCAUAUCUUCCAUACAGCAAACAAUGCAAGAUGAGGAAACGUGGCUGCAUUGUAACCAAGCUGCUCGCCAAAAUGAUGUGCAAGUCUGGUCUGACUCACAUCAUAACCAUGGAUCUGCAUCAGAAGGAAAUACAGGGCUUUUACGAAUGCCCGGUUGAUAAUUUGAGGGCAUCACCUUUCCUGCUCCAGUAUAUUCAAGAGAGUAUUCCGGACUACCGCAACUCAGUGAUAGUGGCUCGCAAUCCCGGGUCCGCUAAGAAGGCGACGUCCUAUGCAGAGCGGCUUCGUCUUGCCAUUGCAGUCAUACAUGGCGAGCAAAAGGAGGCAGAGAGUGACGAAGUGGAUGGACGAUAUUCGCCGCCAUGUUUACAGAGCGUGGACAGGUCGCGUACAAUGGACGUGAGCGUGGGCGUGCCUGUGCACCCGGCCAAGGAGAAGCCUCCCAUCAAUGUAGUUGGCGACGUUGGCGGCAGAAUAGCCAUCAUGGUGGAUGAUAUGAUCGACGAUGUGGCAUCAUUCGUAGCUGCAGCCGAGGUCCUCAAAGAGUGCGGCGCAUACAAAAUCUACGUCCUGGCGACACACGGCCUCCUGUCGUCCGACGCGCCCAGCCUCAUCGAGGACUCUCCCAUCGACGAGGUGGUCGUCACCAACACCGUCCCGCACGAGCUCCAGAAGAUGCAGUGCCACAAGAUCAAAACCAUCGACAUAUCCGUUCUCAUCAGCGAAGCUAUCCGUCGCAUCCACAACAAAGAAUCCAUGUCGUACCUAUUCAAAAAUGUCACUCUGGAAGACUAAUUUCUAUAUUCCAUAUAUGAUUAAGUAUUAUUUUUUAAGUAUUGUGUUCUUAUUUAGAUUGUGUCAUCAAUAUAACUCCAAUUUGUAUUAUACGGAAGAGUAUUGUAGAGGUGUAUUUUUAUAGGGCUAAUAUCAGCCGAAUAUAAGCUACAUUUUGUCGCCGGUUAUGUAUUUAAGGUAUUACUGUUUUUGUAUUUUACUGUAUUAUCAUUUCAUAUUGUUAAUGGAGUUGUAAUGUAAGUAUUGUUAUUGUUUAAAUGGUUAUGUUAUGUGACACAAGCAGCACUAUAUUGUUUAUUAAAAGGAAACUAUUUGGUGCAUUUAUUUACUAAAUUAUUUCGUUGGUGGCUGAGCCUCAACCAAUGAGGGCUAGCGUUUUUGUGCUCACGAACUAGAUGUAGGUCCAGAAAAACAGAUCUCAAAAUUCUUCUGUUUUUUUUUUAAAUCAAUACGUUCUAAUAUACACAAAGGUAUUUUAUCGUCUAAAUGGACCAUUUUUUCAACCUGUUUAAUUUAGCAUAUAUUUUAGUUAGCACUUUUUGUUUAUUUAGCUAUAUCUAUUGUUUACCAUGAUUAAUCAAAGAUGGACAAAUACUUACCACAAUUAUGUAUAAGGAGUGAAAAUUCCCGAUAAAAAGCUUGAAACUAUGACCUCCAUCUACACUAGCGCCCCUAGCGGCGAAAUUAAACGCGGUAGCCCUCAUUGAAGGUUUAGUUUGAAAUUGGACCUUACAGUUCUGUGAUUUAAAGUUUUUCACACUGUGAUUAUUAAGAUGUUCAAGUCACGCAAUAAACUUUGUACGUUUUGUAUUAUAAUAUAAAACAACUUUAUAACGAUGAAUUUUAUGUGAAUGUUUAUCUUAAAAAUUAUGUAUCUGCAUAAAUAUGUGGCCAAGAAUAAGAUAGAAAAUAUCUGCACACGCUGAGUAGGACAGGUUCCAGUAAACAUCGCAUACUGGUAUCGCUUUUAUGAAUGAUGGCCUGUAGUUAAGAUAAAUUAAUUGUAUAAUAGAGGUAAGACAAAAUGUAUUGUUUUGUUAGAAUAUAAUGUAAAAUAAAGUGUCUGCGGCAUUA
This is a messenger RNA of Cydia strobilella, 2375 nucleotides long. RefSeq names its product phosphoribosyl pyrophosphate synthase-associated protein 2. The transcript is spliced from 7 exons. Gene Ontology annotation, biological process: 5-phosphoribose 1-diphosphate biosynthetic process; purine nucleotide biosynthetic process. Gene Ontology annotation, cellular component: cytoplasm; ribose phosphate diphosphokinase complex. Lineage: Eukaryota; Metazoa; Arthropoda; Insecta; Lepidoptera; Tortricidae. Bases 168 to 1301 code for a protein of 377 amino acids. Gene Ontology annotation, molecular function: ATP binding; magnesium ion binding; ribose phosphate diphosphokinase activity. The record is from RefSeq and is a predicted model, not a curated record.